Armigeres subalbatus is the source of this 708-nucleotide messenger RNA. RefSeq lists its product as uncharacterized. The record is from RefSeq and is a predicted model, not a curated record. The annotation marks the transcript as partial. Lineage: Eukaryota; Metazoa; Arthropoda; Insecta; Diptera; Culicidae. The transcript is spliced from 2 exons.
AUGGCACCGACUACCAGGAAAGCUUCAUCCCUGAAGCAGCAGAAACUACAGCUGGAGGAAAUAACGGCUUCCUUCGACGACAUUGGAAAAAUUCAUCGAAGGAAAUUUAGUGAGGCUUUAGUUGAACUAAAGUCACACGAAGAUUUUGAAGAUGAGGAGAAGUAUUUCGACAAACUGCGAAAGAAAAUCAGCGAGCUUUACUACGAAGGGAAGUCUCUGCUUAAGGACAAGGCGAAGGAACUCCAUGAACCGGCUAAUUUGGAGCAAUCCGUUCGUGAUCCAGCGAUACAGGGUCACCCAGACCAUAUUCGUUUGCCGCAGAUAAACCUCCAAAUGUUCAACGGUGAAAUUGAUGAGUGGUUAAGCUUCCGGGACUUGUUCACUUCGUUGAUCCAUUGGAGAACUGACUUGCCAGAGGUAGAGAAGUUCCAUUACCUGAAAGGGUGUCUUCAGGGUGAGCCGAAGGGUCUGGUAGACUCUUUAAAGAAAAUAACCAGGGCGAAUUACCAGAUUGCUUGGGAUAUUCUGUGCAAGCGGUACAACAAUAACAAGUUGCUGAAGAAGAAGCAAGUCCAAGCCUUGUUCAAGCUUCCAACACUCUCCAGGGAAUCGGUGACCGAGCUGCGAACUCUUGUGGAAGGAUUUGAUCGAAUCGUCCAAACUCUCGAUCAAAUCAUACAGCCAGCGGAUUACAAAAACCUUCUACUG